CCAAAUUCAGUUGUUCUGGAUCUUCUCGCGCGCGCGGUUUGGAAAUUUGACUCGAAAACGAAAGUGACUGCCUAGUGUUAAGUAGUUUGCUGGUGAUUGAUUGGUAGUGAUGCAGCAGUGAUCUCUGACUUCUUCCGCACAGGAUAUCUGGAGGAAGAUCAGAGUGCCCCGCAGUGCGCUCCCAGUAUUAACAACCCGACGCCUACACCAGGAAGUUCAGUGAAUUCAGAAACAAUGUGCUAAGAAGUGUCCACGCGGUUGUGCUGCAGUAGCAAUAUCUCACUUCAAAUUCAAAAAUGAAGUUCCGAAUCAGGCACACGGCCCUGUUGCCGUUGCUGUUGAUAGCUGUGAUACUGAUCGAUCAGGUGCGAACGGAAGACGAGCCAACGGUACAGGUGGUGAAGAAAGUGAAGAAGAAGACGAAAAAGGUUAGCAAGCUGAAGCCAAAGGCGGUGGCCAAAGCUCCAAGGGAGAGACCCCAAGCUGAUGCACCGCCAGCUUACCCGGAGUAUGAUAACUACGACAGUUACGACUAUGCGGAAGGCGAGCGGGACUACGAUGCCGACAAUGCCAACCGCGGAACAGAAUCCACAUUUCGCCAGCCAGAUGAUGAAAUUCCCCGCGGAGAGCUACCAUCGCCGCACAUCACCGUCAGCGUGAGCCCACUGGAGCCGGAAUCAAUCGUGCAACCCUUCACCUGCUACUACGGAGACAAAUGGUACCGUGAGAAAGAACAAUUCCAGUCAGGCUAUAAAGGAUGUGCUACAUGUCAGUGUCGCAACAGCGUAGUGGUUUGCGAUGAAGCCGACUGUCCCUUGAUCAAAGCCGAUGUCAAUGUGGAAAUCAUUCCACCUAGUACCACAACGACAACGACCACCACAAGUACCACAACCACCACCGAGGCGCCGGAAUUUGAUGCAGCCCAAAUUACACCCCGGUUGCCAUUGGGCCCAUCCGGGCAUCCUGGGCUUCCGGGAGAAGCAGGACUUCCUGGUACUCCCGGUACACCAGGAGUGCCGGGACAACCAGGUCUCCCUGGACCACCACCAGAUUUAUCGUUUUACACCCAGCAGCUUCAAGAGUCAAUGGCCGGCUCAGACAAGGGACCAUCCCCAGACAACUUCCAAUUCAUGCAGGCGCAAGUAGGACCAGUAGGUCCUAGAGGUCCCCCUGGUCCAUCAGGAGUUUCUGGACCUCAAGGUUUCCAAGGCUCACGUGGUGAACCCGGAGAGCCUGGUCCACAAGGCGUUUCGGGUCCACCUGGUCCUCGAGGUCUACCGGGUCCUCCUGGAAAAGACGGAGCAUCUGGAGAUGACGGCGAACAAGGCCCACAGGGAACAGUAGGAGCACCAGGUCCACGUGGAUUGCCUGGAUUACCUGGAAUGCCCGGCAUCAAAGGACAUCAAGGAUUGACUGGUCAAGAUGGUCCGAAAGGAGAACAAGGAGCACCCGGAGAGAAGGGCUCAGUGGGAUCGAUUGGUCCAAUCGGAGCCCCAGGACCGAUUGGUCCAGCUGGACCGCGCGGUGAAAGAGGUCGUGAAGGAUCACCAGGACCGGUAGGAUUGCGGGGUAUUGAUGGAAUCGCUGGGCCUCCAGGUCAACCAGGUCCUGUUGGUAAAUCAGGUCCUCCAGGCUUUCCUGGCACGCCUGGAAACAAAGGAGAUAUGGGGGCGCAGGGACCAAAAGGCAGUCAAGGUCCUCAAGGACCGCGUGGAGAAUCUGGAAGACCAGGACAACCUGGAGAGCCAGGCUUGAAUGGUCCUCCCGGUAAAGAUGGUGCUUCUGGUGAAAAAGGUUCAGUUGGCGCCCCUGGUAUGGCUGGUCCACCUGGUUUCCCUGGACCACGAGGAUCUCCUGGUUCAAACGGAAGUCCCGGGCAGCCUGGUAUCAAAGGAGAACCUGGUCUUCCUGGAGAACGAGGUUAUAAGGGAGAUUCAGGAAUUAAGGGAGAAGAUGGCAUGCCGGGACCACGAGGACUUCCUGGUGCUGUUGGACCUGAAGGAAAGCGUGGAAAGCGAGGCAUGAAAGGACCAACCGGUCUAACAGGCCCACAAGGAGAACGAGGCCUACCUGGUGUUCCUGGAUUACCCGGUCCAGACGGAGCUCAAGGAAUAAAAGGACAGAGUGGAGAUCGAGGAGCUCCUGGUCCACAGGGUAACAAAGGUUCAACGGGUGAUCCAGGCGCUCCAGGUCAACCAGGUAUUCAAGGUUUAAGAGGGAUGGCUGGUAAACCGGGUGCACAGGGAAAAUCAGGUGCCCCUGGAGAAAGAGGCCCUGCUGGAGCAGAUGGAAAGACUGGAGAACCUGGAUCUCAAGGACUGCAAGGUCUUCCGGGACCAAUUGGUCUACCGGGAGAUAAAGGCUUCCCGGGUGAACCUGGAAAGGACGGAGAUGUAGGACUUCCAGGAGCACAAGGUCCCCGAGGUGAUGCUGGAAAGGAUGGCCCACCCGGAGUUGCAGGACCACCUGGGCCUCCAGGAAAUGACGGAGAUCGUGGACCACCAGGACCUGCCGGACCACGUGGAUUCCAGGGUCUACCAGGAACACCGGGCAACCCCGGAGCACCAGGAAAGGAUGGUCAAAAUGGACAACCUGGUCCUGUUGGACCAGCUGGUCAGGCUGGUAUCAGAGGUGAACGAGGUUUUCCAGGAGAAAGAGGACCAAUAGGAACACCAGGAACACCCGGUUUACGAGGAGAGCCAGGAUCUCAAGGAAAUGAUGGACCACCGGGUUCACCAGGUCCUGCUGGUAUGAAAGGUCAUCAGGGAGCCCCAGGUAUGAUUGGUAUGCCAGGAUUGAGAGGUUUACCAGGACCAGCGGGUGAAAAGGGAGAACGUGGUUCAGUCGGCCCAGUUGGUCCUGAAGGUCCGGCUGGUAGACAAGGUGAACGAGGUCUUCAAGGUCCCAUGGGUCAAACAGGACCACCAGGAGAGCCAGCGGAAAAGGGAGAGCCAGGAACGCCUGGUGUUCCUGGGGAAUCGGGAACGCCUGGAGGAGUUGGCGAACGUGGGCCUGUGGGUCCUCAAGGUUUACAAGGGUUCCCUGGACCACAAGGAACCAGUGGUUUGCCUGGACCAAAAGGCGAUCGCGGAUCAAUGGGUCUAAAAGGAGAACAAGGAAACAGUGGAAAUCCUGGUACGCCUGGUGAACAAGGACCGCAAGGCCUAGUUGGUUUGACAGGUAGCAAGGGUGCGCGUGGUGAACCCGGUCUACGAGGAGAAGCAGGAUCUAUGGGUCCUCCUGGAAGACCCGGUGAUCAAGGUGGAGCGGGUCAACCAGGAAACCCCGGUCCGCCCGGUAGCGCAGGAACUCCAGGCUUAAAAGGAAAUCCAGGGGACACUGGAAGACCAGGAAAUCCAGGACCGGCCGGAUUACCCGGCCAGCCUGGAACAGAAGGAAUCAAGGGAUCAGCUGGUAGCGAUGGUCCUCCAGGUCCUCCAGGAAAUCCUGGGCCACAAGGACCCCAUGGUGAUCGUGGAUUGCCUGGACUUCCUGGACCAAGUGGUCAACCUGGAGUAAGGGGACUGCGGGGCGCUGCCGGUGAACCUGGACAGUCAGGUAAACCUGGAAAUGAUGGACCACCUGGACCUAUGGGAGUUGCUGGGCCACCGGGUUCUCAAGGACCAGCUGGUGAUCCAGGUAUUGAAGGUGUUCCUGGAAAGCAGGGACCCCCCGGAAUUGCUGGUCGAACUGGCGAUAAGGGCCCAGUUGGUUCACCGGGUAGUCAAGGUUUACCUGGAGCUCCUGGACUUCCUGGUCCCCCAGGACCACAAGGCCUCAUUGGUCAAACCGGAGAGAGAGGUCUACGAGGAGAAACCGGUCCACAAGGUAUUGAAGGCCCAAGAGGUCCUCACGGGAAACCUGGUCCACCAGGAUUAGAAGGUUCAAAGGGAGAUGCCGGUGAAGCUGGCGCCAAAGGAGUGAAAGGACAUCGUGGUUUGAUUGGUCUACAAGGUCUUCCUGGUCCUGCUGGACCUCAUGGAGACAAGGGUGAUACUGGAGCUGUAGGACAACCAGGUAAACCUGGUGAUGCUGGUCCACGAGGCCCACCUGGUAGGGACGGCUCUCCUGGCCCUCAAGGAAUUUUAGGUAUUGCAGGACCAAGAGGUUCACCUGGAAAUGAUGGAAAACCUGGACCUGUAGGUCCAUCUGGUCCUCCAGGACCUCCCGGGCCACCAGGAGAUGGUAUUGGUUAUGAUGCAGCAGCUCUGGCUGCCUUAUUAGGUCAUGGUCAAGUUAAUAACAUGAAAGGUCCUGACCCGAGUCAAGGUGAUGAACCAAUGAAAUUCAACAAAGUUUUCGAACUAACAGAUGAAGAAAGACGACAACUGGUUGAAACGGCUUACGAACGACUGAAAACCACGUUUAACACAUUUAAAAAGCCCGAUGGAAAGCAAUCAUCACCAGCAAAAACGUGUAGAGAUCUGUUUGCCGCUUACCCAGAGUACAAGUCUGGUCAUUACUGGAUCGAUCCAAAUGAAGGCGAUGUUCGAGAUGCAAUUCUAGUGUACUGUGAUUCUGAGAAGAAAUCUUCGUGUAUACUUCCGCAACCGCUACGCACGAAAGAACUACAUUACGUGGGUGAAGACCAAGAGGUAUGGUUAGGUGAAAUGGAAGCCGGAAUGAAGAUAACCUAUAAGGCUGACAGUAACCAAAUAGGAUUUUUGCAACUCCUGUCUGGUUCAGCAACGCAGAAUGUAACAUAUCAUUGCAAAAACAGCGUAGCAUUCUUCAACAAAGAGAAAAACAGCUACAGACAGAGCCUGAAGCUUCUAGCAUGGAACGAUGCAGAACUGACGGCAAGAGGACCUCAGAGAUUACGGUAUGAAGCGGUUGUGGACGAGUGUCAACAUCGGAUGCCCAGCUAUGCUCAAACUAUUUUAUCCUACAAAACGGAGAAACCGACGAGGCUGCCGAUAAUCGACAUUGCCGUAAGGGAUGUUGGUGAGUCGAAUCAACAGUUCUGGAUCGAAAUUGGAGCAGUAUGCUUCCAUUAAGACAACCACGAAUAGAUACGAAGUUAUAAAAUUAGAUUAGAAUCGAUACCAAAGAAAGCGAACGACAAUUUUCAAAUCAGAUACUGCCAACGCAGAACACGUGCCAAAGCUAUGAUGACGUACGACACCAAAGAAAGUGAUAUUUUCGAGAAAUCUUGUAACAAGAUUUUACAACUAAGUCUAGCGUAGGUUCCCCUUUGAAGUUAGUUACUAGGAAUGAGUAUGUGCAUUAAAGUAUAAGAAUUAGGAACAUA
Molecule: messenger RNA, 5251 nt
Organism: Aedes albopictus (Asian tiger mosquito)
Lineage: Eukaryota; Metazoa; Arthropoda; Insecta; Diptera; Culicidae
Product: collagen alpha-1(I) chain
Exons: 13
Coding region: 297-4997 (1566 amino acids)
Biological process (GO): extracellular matrix organization
Molecular function (GO): extracellular matrix structural constituent conferring tensile strength
Source: RefSeq, a predicted model, not a curated record